Molecule: messenger RNA, 1626 nt
Organism: Cucurbita maxima (winter squash)
Lineage: Eukaryota; Viridiplantae; Streptophyta; Magnoliopsida; Cucurbitales; Cucurbitaceae
Product: beta-amyrin 11-oxidase-like
Exons: 8
Coding region: 32-1516 (494 amino acids)
Biological process (GO): brassinosteroid biosynthetic process; brassinosteroid homeostasis; sterol metabolic process
Cellular component (GO): endoplasmic reticulum
Molecular function (GO): heme binding; iron ion binding; ent-kaurenoic acid monooxygenase activity
Source: RefSeq, a predicted model, not a curated record
UCCAAAGCAAAGGUGUUAGCUGCAGAAAUCAAUGGAGUUCAUAAAUGGGGUUUUCUUGAUUCUCCCUGUGGGCUUUGUUUUAGUUUUUGAGGUUUUGAAGAGAUUGAAUGGUUUGUAUUAUGCUGUGAAGUUGGGGAAGAAAUGGGGUGAGCUCCCUCCUGGUGAUCUCUGUUGGCCACUUCUUGGCUCUACUUUAUCCUUCCUCAAAUCUUUCACCGUUGGUCCACCCGAAAGCUUUAUCCGUGCCUUUACCACCAGGUCUUUCUCCCUCUCGUAUGGGAAAGUUGACAUGUACAAGACACACAUUUUUGGGAGGGCAAGCAUACUUGUCUGCAAGCCUGAAAUCUGUCGCCAAGUACUAAGCGAUGAAACCAUAUUUGUUCCUGGUUAUCCCGCCAGCAUGCAAACGUUAUUUGGUAGAAAUACGCUGCACCGAGCCUCAAAGGCGGAGCACCGGAAGCUCCGACGGGUGACAACGGCGCCGAUCAGUAGCCACGCUGCGCUCGAGAUGUACGUCGAUCAUAUUGAACACACAGUGAUCAGUGGGUUGGAGGAAUGGUCAAGUGUGGAGAAGCCAUUGAAGCUGUUGACAGAGAUAAAGGAGCUUACCUUCAAAAUUAUUUGGAACAUUUUUAUGGGUUCAACUUCCAUAGACUAUACCACAAAAGAAAUGGAGGCUUUGUAUAAUGAUAUUUCACUUGGGUUCUUCUCUUUGCCCAUCAACUUUCCUGGCUUCUACUUCCAUAAAUCUCUCAAGGCUCGAAAAAGAUUGUAUGAAAUACUUCUAUCUAUUGUGAAUGAGAAGAGGUUGAUGAAGAAAAGCAAAGGGGAAAGUUGGGAAGCACAAGAUAUGAUGGAUUUGAUGAUAGAAGUGGAAGAUGAAGAUGGAGAAGGGAUGGACAAUGAGACCAUUGCAGAUUUGAUUUUUGGUAAGUUAUUUGCAGGCCAGGAGACUUCAGCUUUCACUACAAUGUGGGCAAUUAUAUUUCUUACAGAUCAUCCACAUCUGUUCCAAAAGGCCAAGGAAGAACAAGAAGAUAUCAUUAGUCGAAGACCUUCAACACAAAAGGGUAUAAAUCUCGCUGAAUUUAAACAAAUGAAAUUUCUUUCUCAGGUGAUAGAUGAGACGCUUCGUCUUAGUGGUAUUAUAUUUGCUACUUUUCGUGAGGCAACAACUGACGUUAAUAUCAAUGGUAAGCUUAUACCAAAAGGAUGGAAAGUCAUACUUUGGCUUCGAGAGCUUUACAUGGAUGAAGAGCUACAUCCUUCCCCACAAGACUUCAAUCCAUCAAGAUGGGAUAAUUUUAUAGGCAACCCAGGUGCUUUUACCCCGUUCGGAUUAGGAGUCAGGAUGUGCCCUAGACGUGAUCUUGCCAAGCUCGAGAUCUCAAUUUUCCUUCACCAUUUUCUCCUCAAUUACAAGAUCGAGCGUUAUAAUCCACAAUGCCAAUUGACUUAUCUACCAAUUCCUUAUCCCAAAGACAAAUGCUUGGCAAGAGUGCUGAAAACUGCAUGACAACGUAUAGUGCUUCUCAAUCUUAUUUAUCCCAACAAAUGAACUUUAUGAUUGUAUUCAGCUUUUGAAAUAUGGUAUAUGUUUGUGUGUAUGUGUGUACUUAUGUACUC